AAAUGUUGAAAUUCACAAUGCAAUAACUUAAGGGGAAGUAAAGGCGUACAUGCGUAAGGUUAGACUUUUUUUCAAAAUCUGAAGAUGGAUAGUCAAUCACAGACAGUUGUGUGUCAGUUUUAUUCUGUAUAGAUGGCAUUUCUGCUUGGUAUCAUCCUGGUGCUCCUCUUAGAAAUUCAAGGUACCAGCUGCUUAUGGACAGUAAGCAAGAUAAUGGCUAAAACCGGGGGCUUCGUCACUAUUCCCUGUCACUACCAUCUUCUUUACAAGGAGCACCCUAAAUACUGGUGCAAAGGAAGGAACUGGUCAACUUGCAUGACAUUACGACCCACCAACCAAAAGGAGAAGCAACCAGGCAUCAGCUUUCACAACGACCCAGAUGAACUGGUAAUGACCAUGACAAUGACCAACCUCCGCACCAGUGAUUCAAACCGUUACUGGUGUGCAGUGAAGAUUGUAGGUCUCCUCCGUGCAGACAUUAAAGCAUCUCUAGAUCUUACCGUCACUGAGGGUAUUCCAGAUCUGUCAGUGGCCAGCAAUAUGGUCUCGAGUGAAAAAGGAGGCAAUAUUACAGUUGAGUGUAUCUACAGCGAAAAACUUAAAGGUAGUGAGAAGAAGUGGUGCAAAAGUGGAGAUUUACACUCCUGUCAAACGGCUCAGGAUUUAAAGUCUUCCCCUGAUGCAGCUGUACAGAUAAAUGAUACAAAUGAUGGAGUUUUUCGGGUGACACUGACAGGUCUGAAGAAGGCAGAUGUGGGUUGGUACUGGUGUAUGGCUGGUGGGCUUCAGGCUCCAGUUCAUAUUAAUGUUACUUCAGAGCAAUCCAGUGCAACCAACACAGGACCCUCCACAUCUACUAUGAUACCAUGGUCAUCCUACAGUCCAACAAAAUCAUUUACUAUUAAUCCAUCAACAUUUACUAAUGUAAACCGUCAUAAUUCAGGAGUAACAUCAAAAUUACCUGAAAGUAGUUCAGAUGAAAAUGAGAAAAUAUCCACAGCAUCACCAAAGCAGCUUCCCACUACAAUAGAUUCCUCAACUUAUCCAACCACAAGAAACAAAUACUCAUCUCAUUUUAGUGGUAUUACGACACUGCUAACCAGCGGAUCAGCAACUGUUAGUAACUCUUCUGUAUCAUCUGAAGAUCAUAAAUCUCCUUUCGAGUGCAGAGAUCUUGUUUGUGUGAUUAUGAUUGUUUGUGGAGUAUUGCUGCUUAUAUUUAUUCUAUCUGGAAUUUGGACACUGUGGUCAUGGCAUAGAAAAGGAAACACAGGAGAGGAUGCUACAGAAAUAACAACAGAGCUACUGUACAUAAAAGCAAACGACAAAGAUGAUCCUUGAAACAAUGAGUGGACAGCUACUUCAGUUGCCUGUAUCACCACAGGCUCAGACACUGUCUUAAUUACAUAUAAAAAAACAAAAAUUCAAUGAAGAUGUUGUAUUGUUUCAUAAUUAAAUGUGUAUGUGUAAUUAUUAAUAUUUAAUAAUUAAAAUAAUAAUAUAUAUUAUUAGUAUUAUUAUGUAAGAAUAUAUCUUUAUAUUUAUAAAUAUGUGUUGGUAAACUUAAGACUUUUAUUUCUAGACAUAAUGAAAGACUCUUAUUUUGAAGUGUCUCCCCACUGUUUGCAGAAAAGGUAACUGUGUUGAUUACUGCGCGAAACCAUCGACUUAAACGCGUUUAUUAAAUACCCCAAAAGUUUGGGUUUAUGGAUUUUAAACCCAUUCUCCACUGAGACGCAAGGUUAGUCGAUUUUUUUAGAAAUGUUAGUUAUUUCUAAUAUGACAUUUGUAUAAAGGUGUGUUUGAUAUCAUGGAAUGUUGCGCAAACCAAUUGGAAUAUGACAUCAUAGUGUCGCGAGAGCUGUUGGAAAGCUGUAGUUUAGAACACCUCUCGCAGUAACUUGACGCCAAUCUUGAUGUUUGGUUUGCGCAGCGCUGAAUGAAGUGAAACCUGCCUGAUAUUACUUAUUGAGAACUAUCCCAUAGAAUUGACAGAAAACCUUAAUGUAAUUUCCUGUAAUUUCUUAUCUUUAAAAUCCUACUUAAUGUGAAGCGCUGAUGCGACAGGGUUGCUGUUGAG
Molecule: messenger RNA, 2080 nt
Organism: Paramisgurnus dabryanus
Lineage: Eukaryota; Metazoa; Chordata; Actinopteri; Cypriniformes; Cobitidae
Cellular component (GO): plasma membrane
Molecular function (GO): transmembrane signaling receptor activity
Source: RefSeq, a predicted model, not a curated record